Molecule: messenger RNA, 5615 nt
Organism: Gopherus flavomarginatus (Mexican gopher tortoise)
Lineage: Eukaryota; Metazoa; Chordata; Testudines; Testudinidae
Gene: CRELD1
Product: cysteine rich with EGF like domains 1
Exons: 10
Coding region: 14-1243 (409 amino acids)
Molecular function (GO): calcium ion binding
Source: RefSeq, a predicted model, not a curated record
CCCUGCGGUGAGGAUGGGGUUGCACUGGAGAAGGCUCCUGCCCUUGCUGCUGGGGCUGCUGCUGGACCCCUGGGGCACAGGCUCCUUCCCACUUGAGCCCUGCCGGACCUGCCGGGAGCUCGCCAGCAGCUUUCUCAAGGGCCUGGAGCGGACAGAGCGGGAGAAUUUCGGGGGAGGGAACACGGCCUGGGAGGAGGAGAAGCUGGCAAAAUAUGCGCACAGUGAGACGCGCCUGCUGGAGGUGCUGGAGAGCAUGUGUGGCAAGACGGACUUUGCGUGUCACCAGCUGCUGGAGCAGAGUGAAGACCACGUGGAGAGCUGGUGGUUCCAGGGACAGCAGCAGCACCCUGACUUCUUCCAGUGGCUCUGCAUGGACACUCUGAAGGUCUGCUGCCCACCUGGCACCUAUGGCUCUGACUGCCUGCCAUGUGCUGGUGGGCACCAGCAGCCAUGCAGCGGGAACGGUAAAUGUGAUGGCGAGGGGACGCGCACGGGCACUGGCCUAUGCAUGUGCAGCCUGGGCUACGGCGGCUCCUUCUGCUCUGAAUGCGCAGACGGCUACUACGAGGCAGCCAGGAACGAGAGCCAUCUGAUAUGUGCUGAGUGCUACCGGGCAUGCGGGCGCUGCUCAGGGCCAGAGGACUCCAGCUGUCUGCGCUGCAAGAGGGGCUGGGCACUGCAUGAGCACAGGUGCAUUGACAUUGAUGAAUGUGGCACGGAGAUGGCGCAUUGUCGGGCCAACCAGUUCUGCGUCAACACCGAAGGCUCCUAUGAGUGUCGAGACUGCGCCAAGGCCUGUGUCGGCUGCAUGGGCGCCGGGCCUGCCCGCUGCAAAAGGUGCAACAAAGGCUACCAACGGGAUGGAGCAAAGUGCCUGGACGUGGACGAGUGUGCCACCGCGCAGGAACCUGUCUGCACCAGGGCCCACGAGGUGUGUGAGAACACGGACGGCAGCUACCGGUGCGUGUGUGCAGAGGGUCACGUGCGCAGGGAUGGCGAGUGUGUGGAGGACAAAGCCCCAGACACCCCGGCAAAGGGCUUUUUCGAUGAGGUGACGGAGGACGAGGUGGUGGUGCUGCAGCAGAUGUUCUUCGGUGUGGUGAUCUGUGCGCUGGCCACGCUGGCUGCCAAGGGCGACAUGGUCUUCACCGCCAUCUUCAUCGGUGCGGUGGCAGCCAUGGCCGGCUACUGGCUAUCGGAGCGCAGCGACCGCGUGCUCGAUGGGUUCCUGAAGGGCAGAUAGCUCCGGGCGGGAGGCUCCUCCCUGCCCUGAUACAGGGCCUGGGUGGGCGAGGCCCAUAGCACUGGCUUGGGGAUUGUCCAUGUGAUGGGGAGCAGGGGGCACCUGGCUUCAGGGGGCCCCAGGACUGAGGGUGGGGUGGGAAGCUGGUGGGGGCCCCUGGCUCUGGGUGGCCCCAGGGGGUGGGGUGGUGCAGGGCAGGAUCUGGCACCCCCUGGCCAGACCUUUCCGGAGUUCUCAGAGAAUCGCUUUCCCCUGGAGAUGUUUUGUCCAUGUGGAUCGCACUUGCUGUGCAGGCGCUUCGUGCCGUGUCGCUGGGGCUAUGCUCUGCAUGUGCCCCCCCUCCAGCGCAUGGGCUGCAGGGCAGGUGGUGGUUCCCGCUGGGAGUUGCCAGGCCGGAGGAGACCUAGUGCUGCAGAGUGCAGCGCUCCAGAGAUGGCAUCUGCCCAGUCAGGGGCCUUGUGACUGGCACAGCAAUGAGCAGCAUGCUAGGCCCCCCAGGCAGAGAACAGCCUGCCUGCUGGGAGAAAAGGGGCUGUUGGUACCGCCUGGAGCCACACCGGAAGCCUUUGGGAGGGGUGGCCGGGGCUGUGUCCCGUGCGACAGGCAGGGACUCGUCUGCUGGGUUUGGUCCCGUUGACUCUCUCACUGCCUGGGGCUGGAACUGUUUCUCUUGGGCUUAAGAGCAUAAGACUGGCUGGACUGGGUCAGACCAAAGGUCCAUCCAGCCAGGCUUGAAUGAUCUUUAGGAAAGACACCAGGGAGGGUGGCUGGCUAAUUGACGUGGAGUCUGCCCCCUCCACAUGUGGUGCAGGACGGGCCUGCCAGAGAGCUGGGAGCUGGCGGACACUGGCUUGCCCUUGGCCAGUUGGGGUGAUGUGCAGAGAGCACUGCGGGAGGAGGCCGGAACAGAUCCGUCAGCCCCAGAGACCUGCCUUGGGAUCCCCACUGACUGAGUGUGGGGGUAGCAUGCUGAGCCACCUCGGCAAGCUGCAGCCCAGGGGCUCUGGGUGGAGAAUAGGGUCAUGGGUCUUGGGAAAGCGGGAGGGGAACUGAUGGAUGGGUGGAGAGUUGCAGUCAGGCUGAGAGUUCCUGGGCUGCAGCCUGCCUGAUCUGCUCGUGUCUGCAGGAUGGGGGAAGCAGUGAGAAAAGGGCCUGGUGGGAUUCCCGUCUAGGGCCCGCUCUGGAGCGCCAUAGGGGUGUUUUAUGUCUGUUGGUGGCAAACAGGACGGUCCUAGGAGAGCCCCAUCUGCAGAACGGGUUUGAGACCAGGGUCCUCCGGGGACCUCUCAGGCUGACCAUGUGCUGGCUGCGGAGAGCAUGCGGGGCUGAUGGUUGGUCAGUGGAGAGCGGCUGGGUUCUCUCGGGAUCCGACACUGCUGCUGGCUGAGAGGAGGGGCAGGAGUCUCCUAGGUGUUGACAUGGUGGUGGAUGGCUCGGAGUGCCAGCACAGCGUGGAGCAGCAGCCUUUGUGCCUGGAGGGCUUGGGGAGCUUCCUGUGAGUCUGCAGAAAGCUCUGCUCAGGGCUGCACCGGGGCACAGCUGCAAGGUCAGGGUCCAUGAGAUCUUUGGGGGCUGGGACACGGAUCUGAACGGCCAGGAGAGAGUCCCAGGGGAAGUCUGGCAGGAGGUGCAGCAUAUGCCCAGGAUGGCUUGUGGCCCAGUCGUUUGAGGCAGGUCCUUGGUGUGGUUUGUGAUUUGCGCUUCAGGUGGUGGUGGGGUGGCUGUCUCCCCGGGGAGGUAGGCACCUGCUCAGCCCUUUGAGCUCUGCACUGGCCUCUGCAGCCCUGGAGGGGGGACACUGGCAGCGGAGGCCAGACAAAUUCAAAUUGGAAGUCGGGUGCGUGACUGACCCCAGGAAGUGGUGGGACAGACGCGGCCAGCUCUGGAAACUGCUGGGCCCAACACGGGUAUCUGGGCAGUACCGACUGGCCUGUGUUGGACAGGAGUCAGGCCUUGAACCCUGAGUCUCUGGAGGGCUCCUGACUUCCCUUGGCUGAGCCAGUGGACGCAGGUGGUUGAGAGCAGGCCCUGUUGCCUCAGGGCGGGGGAGGCUUUGGCUCGUGCAGGUGGAGCUGUGCUGAGAACUGGGUCCCGGGGGAAUGGCGAGAGCUGCAAACCAACCCUGAGCAUCUCCAGUGAGGACAGUGGAGGCAGUGCUGAGCUUCGCUGGCUUGGCUCCAGAAUAGGACUCAGCCCCCCAAAGUCUCCAGGUACUUUACUGGGGGAAGGCGGGAUCUGGAGGCUGCUUCUUGUCUGUCAUGAGAAAGCCCCCUCCCCUUUCAGGGACUAUUUGGGGCAGAGACUGGAUGUGUCUGGAGACAGCUGGCUGGUUCCAGCCCAAGCCUGAGAGAUGUAGGUGAGCUGGCACAGAAGGUAGGGCAGGGGCCAGAGCUCGCAUUCAAUUAGCAAGGGGCCCUUGCCCACUGUGUCAGAGCUGCUUCCUUGUGAGGACGGAGACUGGAAAACAGCCUGCCUUCUGCGCGGACUGGGGGGUGCUGAGGAGCAGAUGUUCCCAGUUCUGGCUGCUGGAGUCCCUAGUUCUGGGGGUCCUAGAGCCCUCCAAGGCAUGAAGGGGGAGUCGGUGUGGGGACUGACUGGAGUGCGAACCCCUGCAUGAGACGAUGGGGCUGCCAGGUAUCAGGCCAGACUCCACAGACUGAAAUCAGCUUGGCCUUGUGGGACCGUGCUCCUGCCCAGGGGAAGUGCUGCUGUCUGGCGCAAUGUGCCUGGGCACUGCCCGCUGGCAGGAGUUGGACACACGCUGGGGAACCAGGACGUGUCUGCAUGUAGCUGGUGGAGAUGAGGGUGCUGGACUCUGCCGUGGGUUGCUGGCUCCCAGAGGCCCUGCUGCCGGGCACUGCCAGUGCCCUGGGCAAAGGGUGAAUAUCGAGCAGCUGCUAAGCCUCCCAUUGCACUGCUGUGAUCUCAGUCUCCAGUGUUUGGUGUUCUGCUCAAGUGCCCUUGGCACCUUCUUCAUGGGGGACGAUGAAGGGUACUUACCUGGAGGAAGAGCUGGGUUGUGAAACUUCUCCCCAGGGACUUCCUCUUCUGCAUGCCGGCUCCGGGGCAGUGCGGGGUGUCCGCAAGCGGGACACAGCCGGGGAGCGAGAUCCUGCUCACCUUUGGGCUGAACGGGAAGGAGACACCCCCCUACUGCGCCACAGGGACCAUGUGGCUGAAUUGUUUGAAGAGAAGCUCCCGCCCCAGGAUCUACCCAGCUGCCCCCUUUGGCAUGAGCCUCCGUCUAGGGAUCUGUCACUCUAGCAGUGGAGCACCUCGCUGUGGGCCCUCCAUGGCAGAGAGGGGACGGAGGCCCAGAUGAAUGAAGUGACUGGGAACUGAGUUUGGUCGUCUCUAUCCCUGCCCCCAGGGGGAGAACAGGAGCAGGGUCCCUGCUCAAGGAUGGGAGCCUGAGCAGGGCCAAGUCCUGCUGGAGCUGAGUGCCCAGUGCUGGGCCUGUUCAGCACAAGGCCCCUGACUCGGGGCUCUGAUCUCUUGGGGGGCAGCAGAGCGGUGCCAGAUGCUCACCCUCUGGCAGAGCCCGGUGCCCAUGAGGCAGGACCACACGUGGCCACUCCUGGGCUCUGGGAAGGGAGGCACCUGCCCCUGCUGGGGGUGGAGGGGCUUUUAAAGAGGGGCUUUUAUCUGUCCUGCCCUCGCAUCUGUGGCCUCAUGACUGCCAGCCAUAGCAGAGAGAAGCAGGGCCAGUCUUGGCUGAGUGCCAGGUGGGGGGCCCCAACCCUAGAAAAGCAGGUUUAAUACUGGCGGUGGGGCCUGAUCCACAGACUGCCCCCCCCCCCGGUCCUGUGGGAGCUGGGUGUGGAUGGGAGAGUGGGGCCAGCUGGCUGCGGCCACACUCCAAGGCCCAUGGAGGCAUCCUAGCCCACGAUGACUACUCCAGGAGCAACAGCUUGAGAUGGGUGCCCUGCCCAGCGAGGUGUGGCUCAGCCCCUCACUCCAGCACUGCUCAGGGCCCCGGGCAUGGCUGCACUCUCUCCACCAACCAGCACCGAAGGGGCAAAGGGAGUUAGUUUGAAUAUGCCCCCCACUCCCCGGCUGCCUAGAUCCAUUAGCACUAGGACUGGCAAGAGAUUAAAAAAAUAGUAUCUACAGUGUGAAUAAUUUAUUUCAAUAUUUGUUUUCUACAUUUUCAAAUACAUCAGUUUCAAUUAUAGUACAGAAUACAAAAUGUACAGUGCUCACUUUGAUUAUGAAUAUUUACGCUGUAAAAAGACAAAAGGAAUAAUAUUUUUCAGUUCACCUCAUGUAAGUACUGUAGUGCAAUCUCUUUAUCAUUAAAGUUGAAUUUACAAAUGUAGAAUUAUGUACAAAAAAGUCUACAUUCAAAAAUAAAUGUAAAACUUUAAAGCCU